Molecule: messenger RNA, 653 nt
Organism: Raphanus sativus (radish)
Lineage: Eukaryota; Viridiplantae; Streptophyta; Magnoliopsida; Brassicales; Brassicaceae
Product: zinc finger protein ZAT12-like
Exons: 1
Coding region: 64-516 (150 amino acids)
Biological process (GO): response to stress; response to chitin
Source: RefSeq, a predicted model, not a curated record
UUUUUUAUUUUCUCAACAGAAUCACACACAAAAGGAGAUUUGUUUAAAGAUUCAUCAAAACAAAUGGAAAAGGAAAGAGAGAUGGAGAUGAUCAACAAGAUGGCAAGCUGCUUGAUUUUUCUGUCAAAGGCUCAACAACACGAGACCAAAAGCCGCGUUUUCGCUUGCAAGACAUGCAACAAGGAGUUCUCGUCGUUCCAAGCCUUAGGAGGACACCGAGCAAGCCACCGCAGAUCGGCCGCGCUUGAAGGCCACGCACCACCUUCUCCCAAGAGAGUCAAACCGGUGAAACACGAGUGUCCCAUAUGCGGUGCUGAGUUCGCCGUAGGGCAGGCCUUGGGUGGCCACAUGAGGAAGCAUCGAGGAGGAGGAGCUAGCCGGAGUUUAGCGCCAGAUCCGGUGACGAUGAAAAAAAACGGCGGCGGUAACGGAAAGAGGGUUUUAUGUUUGGAUUUGAACUUAACGCCGGUAGAGAAUGAAGAUUUGAAGUUGGAGCUUGGGAGGUUAAUUUUCUAAACUUUCAAAUUAUAUCUUCUUUUGUGCGUAUACUUGUGUAGAGUAAGGUUGUUUUAUUUUAUUUUAGGACUCUGGUAAUUUUUGUAUGAAAUAUGGUACCGUUAUUGUAUAGUUACAUAUAUAUAUAUAUAUAUAUA